UUCCACCGGAUUACCCAACCUACCCCUCGGCAAAAUGGUGGCCUGAACCGAGCGUGUGGGGCCGGGCCGAGCGGGGGCAAAGUUUGGGGCGGGCCCGAGACAGAACCGAACCGGGUCAGAACCGGCUGUAAAGUCCCCGGGAGGCCGGGAGGAGCGGAACCCGAUUGGUUCAGAGCCGGACCGGGACCCCGGGGGGGUUGAGGGAGCCCAGCCAGGGCUUCUCAGUCAAAGCUGCAGAUCUGUAUUUUGCAGAAUCAGUCCAGAGACAUCUGAUGUAAAGGGACUGCACGGAAGGAGAAAGUGAAUCCAUUGGCUACAAACGUCAGAGAGCAGGGGCCGUUCAGAUGCUGCCAGAUGCCGCCAGGGGAGAGCUGACUCGGAGACAGGCGGACAGGGAGAUGUUUGGAUGGGACGUUGCUUUGGAUCUGAUAUCUGAGUGAGUGUCCCCCAACAUCAGACUUCAGCGCUGAGUGCAGGCUGGUGACCAGUUGUUGCGCCCAAGCAGAAAGGAGGAUGACAAGCACAGCUCCAUCCAAGAAGCCUUACCGCAAGGCUCCGCCACAGCACCGUGAGAUCCGCCAUGACCUUCCCAUCCUUCGAGACGACCAAGACGGUGUGAUUUUGGCUGAGCAGAGUCAGGAGCCCUUGACCGAUGCAGAGAGGAUGAAGCUGCUGCAGCAUGAGAACGAGGAGCUGCGCCGGCGGCUGGCCUAUGUCACUAACAAGAUGGAGGCGAUGGAGAGGGAGCUGGAGUCCGGCCAAGACUACUUGGAGCUAGAGCUGGGCCAGAACCGUGAAGAGCUGGAGAAAUUUAAGGACAAAUUCCGCAGGUUACAGAACAGCUACACUGCUUCACAGAGAACCAACCAGGACCUGGAGGAGAAGCUUCAUGCCCUGGCCUCUCUCAGCCAAAGCUGGAUUUUUGCAAUAAAAAAGGCAGAGCUGGACCGGAAAACCCUCGACUGGGAGAUCGUGGAGCUUACUAACAAGCUACUAGAUGCCAAAACCACCAUCAAUAAACUUGAGGAACUCAAUGAGCGCUAUCGGCAGGACUGUAACCUCGCAGUGCAGCUGCUCAAGUGCAACAAGUCCCACUUCAGGAACCACAAGUUUGCUGAUCUUCCCUAUGAGCUGCAGGACAUGGUCAAUAAGCACCUGCACAGCACCCAGGGGUCCCCAGGCCCUGGGCAGGAUGCUGCACAUACCCUAGCCCCAUCCGAUGUCGUGCCCACUUCAGUUAUUGCCAGAGUCUUGGAGAAGCCAGAGUCACUGGUCCUGAACUCAGCGAAGUCCAGCAGCGGCAGCUGCCCCAUGGCUGAGGACGUCUUUGUGCACGUGGAUAUGAGUGGAGCUCUGCCAGAUGCCUGCCCCAGCCCGGGGCUGCCAGGGAAGGAGAGAGGGGAGGUGGGGAAGCAGCAAAGUGGGGGUUGCAAGCCACAGAGCAGUGUGGAGAGCCUGUCAGAGGAGGUGCCAGCCUUUGAGAAGCUGAGCCCCUACCCCACUCCCUCCCCUCCCCACCCCAUGUACCCAGGGCGCAAGGUGAUUGAGUUCUCUGAGGACAAGGUGAGGAUUCCAAAGAACAGCCCCCUACCCAACUGCACCUAUGCCACGCGGCAGGCCAUCUCCCUGAGCCUGGUGCAGGGAGAGGAUGAGAGCAGUGACCGGCACCGGACGCUCCCUAACAGCCCUGGCUCAGAGGGCCGCCACUCCGCCUCCAGCUGCUCCUACCAGCCAUCUCCCAAGGCAGCUCGGGCACAUGGCUCCUCGCAAAGCAGCCCUUUCAGCAGCCCACCCCAGAUCCCCAGCGCCUUUGCUAGCUCGGCCAGCUCGGAGGAGGACCUCCUGGCCAACUGGCAGCGGAUGUUUGUGGACAAGGAGCCCCCCACUUCGGAGCAGGUGCUGGUGAGCCGCACUUCCUUCAGCCGUGACAUGGCGCCCGAGCUCCAGAAGCGAUUCAGCCGUUCCAUGCUGGAGCUGGGCAGGGCAGCCUCGGCCUACUCAGACGGUGAGGAGUCUGCACAGAGCUGCAGCUGGACCGUGAGUCGGGACUCAAGUGUGGACACAGACAGCAACGAGUCCCGAGCCCGCAGGAGCCAUUUCUCCUCCGACUAUGGCACAGACUUCUCCCAGGAUGAGGCUCGGAAGUCACUGCUGAGCCCAGCACCCGGCUGA
Pelodiscus sinensis (Chinese soft-shelled turtle) is the source of this 2172-nucleotide messenger RNA. Lineage: Eukaryota; Metazoa; Chordata; Testudines; Trionychidae. The record is from RefSeq and is a predicted model, not a curated record.